Molecule: messenger RNA, 1179 nt
Organism: Phyllostomus hastatus (greater spear-nosed bat)
Lineage: Eukaryota; Metazoa; Chordata; Mammalia; Chiroptera; Phyllostomidae
Product: nuclear autoantigen Sp-100-like
Exons: 12
Coding region: 97-969 (290 amino acids)
Biological process (GO): regulation of transcription by RNA polymerase II
Cellular component (GO): nucleus
Molecular function (GO): DNA-binding transcription factor activity, RNA polymerase II-specific
Source: RefSeq, a predicted model, not a curated record
GGCUGAAACCAGGCUGAAACCAGGCUGAAAGGAGGCUGAAACGAGGCAGGGGACACCAGAGGGAUCAGAGGUCUUGGCAGGGCCCAGGGCAGGACGAUGGCCAGUUCGAGCAGCAACCUCAGGACCAGGAUGUCUGCAGGAAACUACAAACUUGCGUGUGAGAUUGCAGUCAAACGCUUCAAAGAAUAUAAGGUUGAGAUUUCAGAUGCAAUAAAUAGACCUUUUCCUUUCCUUGAGAUCCUUCGUGACCGUGGAUUCAUCACCAAUGAAAUGUAUAAAGAGUCUAAAGAAUCUUGUCAAAACCUGUCAGCUGUACCAAAAGUGAUGUAUGCAGUCUUCGAUAACAUGGAGGAGAAAUGUCACCUGCCGCUUCUGGAAAUCUUGUUCAGCAAGGUCAUCAUGAAGAACUACCCUGAUUUAAAUGGCAUUUGUGAAGGCUUCAGAGAUGUGAUCCAAAGGAAAAUUUUUCAAAAAGCAAGUGUUGGAGAUAAGAGUGCACAGAACCAUAAUACUCAACUGAGCAUUGAACAAGGAACUGGUGAAAACCCAUAUCCAUUCCUGUCCUGGCUCUCCCUGGACAAGUCCAAUUACGCAGUGACCAGCAGUGCUGACUCUGCAGAAUGUGGAAACAGAAAAGAGCCUCCCAAAGGUUCCACCUCAGCACUGAAUAAAAAACCAGGGUCUUUGAACUUGAGAAAGCCAUCUACAUCUGGAAACAAACCUACCAAAAGAGUGAGAAGUCCUGGAGGGUCUUCGGGGUUCAGUGCACAGGAGAAGCGCCCAGAAGCCGGGAGCUCUGCAGUGAGAAGUGGUGCUGACCAGCAGGGUUUCAUGGAUCUUGGAAACAACUCUGCUGCACAAACACCCAAGAAAAAAAGAAGGUCAAGACAGCAGCCAGAUGCGCCUGUGAAUUUUCGUGCUGAAAUACUUCGUGUGGCCUGUGGGGGUGAUGAGGGGGCUGUUAAUUAAGAGAAAAUUGGAACGAGGAGCCACAAGGAAGUGCAUAAGAACUGAAGAUGGAAACUGGUUCACCCCCAGGGAAUUUGAAGUCAGAGGAGGCUUGGAAAAAGCAAGUAACUGGAAGACCAGCCUCACCUGCGGUGGAAAAUCCCUAAAAAAGCUGAUAAAGGAUAAACAUAUCCGUCCACCUCCCAUUACACGUGAAAGCAAAAAAAAUGG